Molecule: messenger RNA, 753 nt
Organism: Acanthoscelides obtectus
Lineage: Eukaryota; Metazoa; Arthropoda; Insecta; Coleoptera; Chrysomelidae
Source: the annotation of a GenBank genome assembly
GUGCUGUAAAUUGUUUUGUUGGUUUUGUGUGAUCCAUGAUACAGUUGACCGACUUUUGUUGCGCUGUUUUUUAUAUUAUUAUCAAAAAAUCAAGAUAGGAUUCGGGAAAAAGUCCAUCAAAGGAAUUCAAUGAAAAUGGUUAAAAUAGACAAUCGGGAAAAUACUAAACACAGCUUCAAACAGAAAUUUUGAUCGACUGAUAACAAUUGGGAAUACUGACCAAAAUGAUCAAAUUAACAUUAUUAUUAUCAAGUCUGGAACUAAUACUAGCAGACUAUUGUGAGUUUGGAACAUGUGGAGAUAACCAGUAUUGUUGUGGAGAGAACAAAUGUUGCAACAAAACUGUUGACAUAUGGUAUUACUGGGCUGGAAUACUUUUGAUAGUUAUAAUCAUAUUACUGUUACUAUAUUUCUUUAAAAAGAGUAAAUGUAAUGAACUUCAGCAAGAUGAAGAAAGGCUGCUGAUAUGAAAAUCCCUGUUCAAAUAUAGCUGUCUGUCUCUGAGUGAUUCUACAAUUGUGAUAAAUAUAUUUAGAUAUGUUUGUAUAAAAUAUUUGGAUAUAGAAACAUUCAAAUAUAAUCAAUAUUUACUGAUUGAGACCAUAAUUCUGAAAGAGAAAAUAUACCAACUCCUAAAGUUUGCAUUUUAAGCUAAAAGUUUUAAUUAUUUUAUUGCUUCUAGGUGUUGAUUUAAAAAAUUAAUAUAGUUCAACUGUAUACAUAUGUAUUUAUAAAAUAAAAUUAAUGUAUUAC